ACGACUCUUCCCGCCGCCGUUCUCCUCCGCUCUUUUCGUUGCCCCGCGUGGGGGGGGGAGCUGUGCGCAAGCGCGCUGCGUAGUCCGGUCUCGCGCGGCGGGCCGGUGGUGCGCGCGCGUGCUGGGAGGGGGGAAUUCGGCCAUGGCGGCGGGCGGCGAGGUGGAGCGACUGGUGGCGGAGCUGAGCGGGGCCGGGGCCGGCGAUGAGGAGGAGUGGCUCUAUGGCGAUGAAAAUGAAGAAGAAAGACCAGAUGAAGCAGCUGCUAGUGUUCCAACCCCAACAAGAAAUGAAGAAGACACAGCAGCUGAAAAUGGCGUAGUAAAAAUGAAAGUGGCAGAGGCCGAAGAUGACAGUGACAGCGAUAGUGAUGAUGAUGAAGAUGAUGUUCAGGUCACUAUUGGUGAUAUUAAAACAGGAGCACCGCAGUAUGGGUAUGGAGCAGCACCAGUGAAUCUCAAUAUUAAAACAGGAGGGCGGACUUAUGGAUCGUCUGGCUCAAAAGUGAAGGGAGUUGAUCUUGAUGCACCAGGAAGCAUUAAUGGUGUUCCGCUAUUAGAAGUGGAUUUGGAUUCUUUUGAAGAUAAACCUUGGAGGAAACCAGGCGCUGAUCUCUCAGAUUAUUUCAAUUAUGGGUUUAAUGAAGAGACCUGGAAAGCUUACUGUGAAAAACAAAAGAGGAUACGAAUGGGACUUGAAAUUUUACCCGUUACCGCAGCGACAAAUAAAAUCACGGCCGAAGACAUUGCUAUGGAAGUAACGCCACGGGCAGAGAUUCCAGAUGGCACAUACAGUCUUUUUAAGGUGCAGCAGGGCAGAACUGGAAAUAUGGAGAAAGAAGUAGCACUUCCACCAGUCAAAGCUGAGUUUACAUCUCCCCCACCCUUAUUCAAGACAGGAGUCCCAUCAAACAGAAACAGCGCCUCUUCUCAGUCGCAGAUGGGCCCUGCAGUCAGAAAAAACAGUUCAGGCACUGUGAAGUGGCAGGCUCGGUACGGGAGAGCUGAGUCACCUGAACUAAGGCGACUACCUGGGGUAAUAGAUGUGAUUGGACAGACCAUUACAAUCAGCCGGGUAGAGGGAAGACGACGGGCCAAUGAGAAUAGCAAUAUUCAGGUUCUGUCUGAACGCUCCAGCAGUGAUGUAGACAACAAUUUUUCCAAGCCGCCUCCGUUUUUCCCUCCAGGAGCUCCACCCACCCAUCUUCCUCCACCUCCAUUCCUUCCACCGCCUCCAUCCGUUAGUACUGCUCCUCCUCUAAUUCCUCCUCCAGGCACAGGUAUACCAAUAACUGUGCCACCGCCAGGCUUUCCUCCCCCACCUGGAGGACCACCACCUUCCCUUAUACCAACUAUAGAAAGUGGACAUUCCUCUGGUUAUGAUAGCCGCUCUGCUCGUGCAUUUCCAUAUGGUGGUGUCACCUUUCCGCACCUUACAGGUUCUACCCCAUCCUGGACUAGUCUCAUGGACACAAGCAAACAGUGGGAUUAUUAUUCCAGAAGAGAUAAAGACAGAGAGCGUGAAAGAGAUCGAGACCGAGAACGGGAUCGAGAUCGUGAACGGGAGCGUGAACGGCCCCGAGAUAGGGAGCGUGAGCGGGAUCACAGUCCAACUGCAAGCGUGUUCAAUAGCGAUGAAGAACAGAGAUACAGAUACAGAGAAUAUGCAGAGAGGGGCUAUGAACGACACAGGACAAGUCGCGAGAAAGAAGAGCGGCACCGAGAACGGAGACACCGAGAGAAAGAAGAGACGAGACACAAAUCUUCACGGAGUAACAGCAGGCGUCGCCAUGAUAGUGAAGAGGGAGAGAGCCACAGGAGGCAUAAACAUAAAAAAUCAAAAAAGAGCAAAGAAGGAAAAGAAAUGGGUAGCGGUGAACCCGCCUCUGAACAGGAAAACACGGAAGCUGCCCCUGCGGAGUAGGCCUGUGGUAGUUUUGCCUACUUGCUUAUAUUAACGCCAGAAAUAGAUUGCUCUAAAUCUAAUUAUUUUUCUGGGUCUUAAGAUGUUGCUCUUAAUCUUGUUCUGUUAGUAGAAAAGCAUACUUUUAAUUUGGGUUUUUGAAAAUAAAGAGUGAAUUUUUUCAUGUUAAAA
Messenger RNA from Crotalus tigris (Tiger rattlesnake), 2092 nucleotides. It is a transcript of the gene FIP1L1, whose product is annotated as factor interacting with PAPOLA and CPSF1. Gene Ontology annotation, cellular component: mRNA cleavage and polyadenylation specificity factor complex. Lineage: Eukaryota; Metazoa; Chordata; Lepidosauria; Squamata; Viperidae. Bases 143 to 1921 code for a protein of 592 amino acids. The record is from RefSeq and is a predicted model, not a curated record. The transcript is spliced from 19 exons. Gene Ontology annotation, molecular function: RNA binding.